AUGAUGAGGAUCUUUUGGGCUUAUGUUGGAUUCCUUUUCUUAUCAGCAUUAUACAUCCAGCAAGGACUUUCUUCACAAGCCAAAUUUACUGAAUUCCCUCGAAAUGUCACAGCUACUGAGGGGCAGAACGUGGAGAUGUCUUGUGCAUUCCAGAGUGGCUCUGCCUCGGUCUACCUGGAAAUCCAAUGGUGGUUUCUGCGGAUAGCAGAGGAUCAAGAACCUGGAGCUGAGGUGACAGGCAUUCAGGUGGAGUUAUUACCAGAAAGAGAUUUGGACAACGAUGGAACAAAGAUAAGCACAGUGAAAGUACAAGGGAACGACAUUUCCCACAAGCUGCAAAUCUCCAAAGUCAGGAAAAAGGAUGAAGGGUUAUAUGAGUGCAGGGUGACCGACGCAAAUUAUGGAGACCUUCAGGAAUACAAAGCCCAGGCUUAUCUCAAAGUGAAUGCAAACAGCCACUCCCGAAGAAUGCAGGCCUUCGAAGCUUCCCCAAUGUGGCUACAGGAUAAACCUCGAAAGAACAUCUCUGCAGCCAUCCCUAGUAGCAUCCAUAACUCUGCCAGUCAGCGAAUGCACUCCACGUCCAGCCCUCCAGCAGAUGCCAAAAUCCCCAAACAAAGCCCUCAAUCAGGUGCGAGGAUAGCUACAAGCCAUGGACUUUCUGUCCUGCUUCUUGUUUGUGGCUUUGUGAAGGGUGCUUUGCUUUAA
This is a messenger RNA of Varanus komodoensis (Komodo dragon), 708 nucleotides long. RefSeq names its product V-set and transmembrane domain containing 2A (gene VSTM2A). NCBI's taxonomy places the organism in Eukaryota, Metazoa, Chordata, Lepidosauria, Squamata, Varanidae. The coding region runs from base 1 to 708 and encodes 235 amino acids. The record is from RefSeq and is a predicted model, not a curated record. The transcript is spliced from 5 exons.